This is a messenger RNA of Bactrocera latifrons, 2190 nucleotides long. RefSeq lists its product as uncharacterized. The coding region runs from base 271 to 1533 and encodes 420 amino acids. Lineage: Eukaryota; Metazoa; Arthropoda; Insecta; Diptera; Tephritidae. The transcript is spliced from 3 exons. The record is from RefSeq and is a predicted model, not a curated record.
UAAACAUCUCAUUAAUUUUCCGGUAUACAUAUUUUUUAAGUCAAUCCUAAGGGUUUUGUAAUUUCAAAAGUGAUUUAGUGUAUUUACUUAUAAACAAAGGUUACAUAGUGAUUUAACAAAUAAGUACAAGAUUUGAUUCACUUCAUUAAGAAUUGUUUCCCAAGCUUCAUAAAACAUUGUGACACCUAACCUCAAACUACGAUGUAUACAUGUAAAGUUUAAAACCUAGAAAACUCAUACCUUAUUCGGGCUUUGGUACACAACAACAACAUGGCAGAAGAAAUAAAGGACUCGAAAGGCACAGGCGACGCGGAUCUCCCCAUUGCCAUCCAGAGAAAUGUUACAAUCCGACAAUUAAAUAGAAAAGCUUUUCUCAUCUAUCCAACUCUGCAAAAGGGAAGAAAUAUUGACGGUGAAAUCAAAUACAUUCAAAGGAAAUUCUCUGCUAUAAAAAUUGAUUUGAAAUGCCAUAAAAUGGGGCUUUCCAAAUCUAAAAAGAGGCGUCUACGCAGAAAACGUCAAGAACGUGCCAGACUUAAUAAGGGUACACCCGAUAUGAAUAAAGUUGCAGCAAACCCUGUCCUUGUAGGAAAUGCAGAAAGCAAAAAUGAUGGCAUUAAGAAUGAGCUCGAUAUAAAGAUUAAUAUUUUAGCUCGAGAAACCAGGGAAGAAAAUAGAAAUGUAAGCAUAUUAUAUCGUAAUAAUUCAAAGCAAGGGUCAGACACAGUUGCAAAAAGUCCUCUAACAUUGGGAAAUGUUUAUUGUGUUAAGGACAACCUGGUAGUACUAAAAGAUAAUGCGUUAGAUAGUGAAAUCAAUGCAGAAACCAAUAAAUCAAACGAAAAUAAAGGUAUUUUAUCUAAUGAAUCGAAUCAUGAAAAAAAUAUUAGAUUAUCUUCGCGAAAGCGGAAGAAAGAUGAGCACUUCUCGAAAAGUACAAUCCUAUUUCCUACUCAGAAUUCUAAACCCACAAAAGAAAACGAAAUGUCUGCACAAAGUAAAACAGAAGCUUUGAAUUUUUCCAAAAUUAAUGAAUCAUCUGCAGAUAGAAACUUGAAUUACGAAUUAUCUACACUCAAGUUAGUUGAAAGCAAAUUUUUUACGAAAAAUGCCAACAUAUUUGCUUCUAUUAGCUCCAAAUCUACAAAUCAUAAUGAAUCUACAGAAAACCGAAAGGAAACUAAACACGCCUCGAAAAGUAAAAGUGAAACAUCCCCUAAAAAAUAUAAACCAGUUAAAUUAGCCACAAAAAACGAUAUAGAUCCCAAGUAUUUGUUUCAACCUAUCAAGGCUGCUAAAUUAUCUGCAGAUCACAAUAUGGAUACUAAGCUGGCGUCUCAAAGUAAAAGCCAAAUCGCUUCUAAUAACUCCAAAAGUACAAUAUAUAAUGGAUUAUAUGCACAAAGGCCGCAGCGAACUAAGCGCUUUACCAAACGUAGAAGAAAAAUAUCUCCUAAAAAUAGCGGAGUCCCUAUUGGGUUAGUUCUUGAUAAACUUAAAAGUCGUGAAUUUUCUAUUAUUCAUUCGAAGUAACAGGCAGUUUGAACUUACUACGAACAAAUGAUAUUGUUUUCAUGUUGAAUAUUCAAAAUUCAUUGCUAACAGAAGAUUGGAUUUUUAUAAAACGAAAAGAAAAAAUUCAAGAAAAACUGAUAUUUCAUUUGCCUUUGAUCGAGCUACCGUAACAUCGCUAGAAAAAAUUCAGUUUAAAACUUCAGUGCUCAGAUCAACAUUUACUUUCGAAGAAAAUAUAUUUAAGAAAAGAUUUCUGGACAUGAUUAAUGAACCAUUUAAUUGGUUGGGCGAAUGGAGCUGUUUCAGGACAUUUCUGCAUAAAAAAAGAUAAACAAAUUAUAAACAUAGCCUAAUAAACUAGUCAGCUACAACUACUAAAGUUCCCACGACAGUCGGGUCUACGUAACCGGCACGGAUCCGGAUUUUUAUCUGGCCAAGAACUGUCAACUCGGCAAAAUUUUGCCGCUACAACUAAAACGAAUUUAAUGCACCGAAACCAAAAAAUUGGAAAAUAAUCUACCUCAUGUUGCCGAUGUUCAAUCAGCUAAACCACUCACUUCAGUGCAUCUUCAGAGAAAGAGUAAACUCUGCAAAAGUUUAUUCGCAGAAAGGAAUAAGCUACUAACUCUAAAAAUUUAAAAAAAUUAAUGUUACAUUUGCAAUUAUAUAUUAUUA